Molecule: messenger RNA, 3496 nt
Organism: Alligator sinensis (Chinese alligator)
Lineage: Eukaryota; Metazoa; Chordata; Crocodylia; Alligatoridae
Gene: TRPC4
Product: transient receptor potential cation channel subfamily C member 4
Exons: 11
Coding region: 251-3178 (975 amino acids)
Biological process (GO): manganese ion transport; calcium ion transmembrane transport; regulation of cytosolic calcium ion concentration
Cellular component (GO): cation channel complex; membrane
Molecular function (GO): inositol 1,4,5 trisphosphate binding; store-operated calcium channel activity; protein binding
Source: RefSeq, a predicted model, not a curated record
GGCGGCGCUGGGCGGCCGGGCGCGCGGCGCUGCGUGUGAGACAUGAUGAGGAUAAAGUCGAGAUGGGCCACCCGGGCGAGCACGGAGCGAUCCGCAGUGGAUUUAAUUUGCACAGGGAGUUGCCCAGGGCUCACCCCCGAGAGAAUGUGAUCUGCUAACAGCUGGAGGGAAAGCAGAUCCUCGCCCCGCACCCGCUGGCUAGCAACGCGUGCAUCUAAACCAAAGACAAAGUAUUAGCAUGGCAUAAAAUAUGGCCCAGUUCUACUACAAGAGAAGUGUUAAUGCCCCCUACAGAGAUCGUAUCCCUCUUCGUAUAGUGCGAGCAGAGUCUGAACUUUCACCUGCAGAGAAAGCCUAUCUGAAUGCUGUUGAGAAAGGAGAUUACGCCAGUGUGAAAAAAGCUCUGGAAGAAGCUGAAAUUUAUUUCAAGAUCAAUAUUAAUUGUAUUGAUCCCCUUGGAAGAACUGCUCUCCUUAUUGCAAUUGAAAAUGAGAACCUUGAGCUCAUUGAACUGCUCUUAAGCUUUAAUGUUUAUGUUGGAGAUGCUCUACUACACGCUAUACGCAAGGAGGUAGUUGGAGCUGUGGAACUGUUGCUAAACCACAAAAAGCCCAGUGGGGAGAAACAGGUGCCACCCAUACUUCUGGAUAAGCAGUUCUCGGAAUUCACACCAGACAUUACACCCAUUAUUCUGGCUGCUCACACAAACAAUUAUGAGAUCAUAAAACUUCUUGUACAGAAAGGGGUUUCUGUACCCAGACCACACGAAGUCCGCUGCAACUGUGUUGAAUGUGUGUCAAGCUCAGAUGUGGACAGCCUACGCCAUUCUCGAUCCAGACUCAACAUCUACAAGGCUCUUGCAAGCCCAUCUUUGAUUGCAUUGUCUAGUGAGGACCCUUUUCUUACAGCAUUUCAACUAAGUUGGGAGCUUCAGGAAUUGAGCAAGGUAGAAAAUGAGUUUAAAUCAGAAUAUGAAGAACUGUCACGGCAGUGUAAGCAAUUUGCAAAAGAUCUCUUGGAUCAGACACGGAGUUCCAGGGAAUUGGAAAUUAUUCUUAAUUACAGGGAUGAUAAUAGCUUGAUAGAAGAACAGAGUGGUAAUGAUCUUGCAAGACUGAAACUGGCAAUUAAGUACCGUCAAAAAGAGUUUGUUGCCCAGCCCAACUGUCAGCAGCUGCUUGCAUCUCGCUGGUACGAUGAGUUCCCAGGCUGGAGGAGACGACACUGGGCAGGGAAGAUGCUAACAUGUGUUGUGAUAGGACUCCUUUUCCCUGUCUUCUCUGUGUGCUACCUGAUAGCUCCCAAAAGCCCACUGGGGCUGUUCAUCAGAAAGCCAUUUAUCAAGUUUAUCUGCCAUACUGCAUCCUACUUGACUUUUCUCUUUCUGCUGCUGCUUGCCUCUCAGCACAUUGACAGGUCAGACUUGAACAUGCAGGGACCACCGCCAACCAUCGUCGAGUGGAUGAUAUUACCGUGGGUCCUGGGUUUUAUCUGGGGUGAAAUUAAGCAGAUGUGGGAUGGUGGACUUCAGGAUUACAUUCAUGACUGGUGGAACCUAAUGGAUUUCGUGAUGAACUCCUUAUACUUGGCAACAAUUUCUUUGAAACUUGUUGCCUAUUCAAAGUACAGUGGGUUACACCCACGAGAAUACUGGGAUAUGUGGCACCCUACUUUGGUGGCUGAGGCAUUGUUUGCAAUUGCAAAUAUCUUUAGCUCCCUGCGCUUGAUCUCAUUAUUCACUGCAAAUUCUCACCUGGGACCUCUACAAAUAUCUCUAGGAAGAAUGUUACUGGACAUUUUGAAGUUUCUGUUCAUAUACUGCCUUGUGCUGCUUGCUUUUGCAAAUGGAUUGAACCAGCUGUACUUCUAUUAUGAAACAAAGGAAAAUCAAAGCUGCAAAGGCAUUCGAUGUGAAAAGCAGAAUAAUGCAUUUUCAACAUUAUUUGAAACAUUGCAAUCACUCUUCUGGUCUAUAUUUGGACUCAUUAACCUCUAUGUGACCAAUGUGAAAGCACAGCAUGAAUUUACUGAAUUUGUUGGGGCCACUAUGUUUGGAACCUAUAAUGUCAUCUCUCUGGUUGUUCUGCUCAACAUGCUGAUAGCCAUGAUGAAUAAUUCUUAUCAGCUCAUUGCCGAUCAUGCAGACAUUGAGUGGAAAUUUGCUCGUACAAAGCUUUGGAUGAGUUACUUUGAAGAAGGAGGAACUCUACCCACUCCUUUCAAUGUCAUACCAAGCCCAAAGUCUCUCUGGUAUUUGACUAAAUGGCUGUGGAGACACUUGUGCAAGAAAAAGAUCCGGAGGAAACCUGAAAGUUUUGGAACAAUAGGGAGGCGCGCAGCUGAUAAUUUGAGAAGACAUCAUCAAUAUCAGGAAGUUAUGAGAAAUUUGGUUAAGAGAUAUGUUGCAGCAAUGAUAAGAGAUGCCAAGACUGAAGAAGGCCUCACAGAGGAGAAUUUUAAGGAAUUAAAGCAAGAUAUUUCCAGCUUUCGUUUUGAAGUCCUGGGUCUGUUAAAAGGAAACAAGAUAUCUAAUCUACAGACUUCAAAAGGCAGCAAAGAAGCUGCCUCCGUGUCAGAGACUGAGGAAAAAAAUGAGAGUGAAGGAAAACAGAAAGUGAAGAAGAAGAACUUCAGCCUUUUUGACAUAACUACAAUGAUUCAUCCACGUUCAGCCAGCAUUGCCUCUCAGGCACAUAAUGUGAGCAAUGGAUCUGCAAUGAUAGUGCCUGAGUCCACCAAGGAGAAACAAAGGAGGGUGAACUUUGUAACAGAUAUCAAGAACUUUGGGUUAUUUCAUAGACGGUCAAAAACAAACUCUACAGAGCAGAGUACAAAUAAAAUAUACACCGUUUCUGAAGAAGUUUCACGUCAACAAGUAGAAGAACAAUGUGAGAAAGCCACUGAACUGGAAGAAGAAAAACUGCCCUUGAGUUGUGAAUUAAGUGUCCAAAGUCUCAACGAAGAGUGCACGUUAACAGAAAGUAAGCAAAAUAAUAGUGAGACUUUGAAUUCACAGAGUGAAGAGAAUGCUUGUUCUUCAGAAAAUGAGAAGACAGAGGUACAGGACUCAGGCACAUCCCCACAAAAAGACUGUCUUGACAAAGAAUGGGAUGUUAGGAGUGACUCAGAUAUGAAGCAUGAGGCAGUUGAGCAGGGUGAUUAUAUAACAAGGUUGUGAUAUGGGAGGGAGCAUUUACAAAUAUAUAUAUUUUGCAUAGUGCUUUUUCUUGGGAAUGUUUUAAAAAUUAUUAGCAAAUGCAGAAUUACACUUUAUAGUAUUCAACUGUGGCACAUGAACUUGUAACAUAAUUAAGUGAGGGAAAGACAAUAGAGGAACCUUCUGUUUUGUAGCGUGCUUUAGCUUUCACAAUUUGUUUUACAUUUUUUUAAUAAAUGGAAGCAUCUUGUAUUCUUGUACUGUUGCAAUAACCCACAGAAACUUUUUAGCUAUCUUUUUCAAUUAAAACAAAUGCAAUUUCUCUCGUAUGAUAGUUAA